This is a messenger RNA of Humulus lupulus (European hop), 650 nucleotides long. RefSeq names its product large ribosomal subunit protein eL34. Gene Ontology annotation, biological process: translation; ribosome biogenesis. Gene Ontology annotation, molecular function: structural constituent of ribosome. The transcript is spliced from 4 exons. The record is from RefSeq and is a predicted model, not a curated record. Lineage: Eukaryota; Viridiplantae; Streptophyta; Magnoliopsida; Rosales; Cannabaceae. Gene Ontology annotation, cellular component: cytosolic large ribosomal subunit; ribosome. Bases 84 to 446 code for a protein of 120 amino acids.
GUUAUUUAUACUCUUUCUUCUUUCAUAUCUUCCCUUUUGCUGGCAGUCCAGAAUCGCAGAGCUCGUUCAUCAAGCAAUCGAAAAUGGUGCAGCGUCUCACAUAUCGCACCCGACACAGCUACGCCACCAAAUCGAACCAGCACCGGAUCGUCAAAACACCAGGUGGGAAGUUGGUUUACCAGACCACCAAGAAGAGAGCUAGCGGCCCAAAAUGCCCUAUUACUGGCAAGAGAAUUCAGGGGAUUCCUCACUUGAGACCAACUGAAUACAAGCGCUCUAGAUUGUCGAGGAACCGUAGGACUGUGAAUCGGGCCUAUGGUGGUGUUCUUUCUGGAGGUGCUGUUAGGGAGAGGAUCAUUCGUGCUUUCUUGGUGGAAGAGCAAAAGAUUGUGAAGAAGGUUUUGAAGAUUCAAAAGGCCAAGGAAAAGUUGGCCUCCAAGAACUAAAUGAGUGGACAUGAUGUUGUUGAGUGAAAUUUUGACUUCCUUUUAAGUCGACUAUUCAAUAUGGAUCAAAAUGUUUAAUGGCUUUACUGUAUUCUGUUUGCUACUUCAGUUAGUUGACUACACUCUUAUUAGUGCAAUUUGUAGACACUCAAUCUUACUUUUGAAACAUGAUAUUUCUAGUAGUUUGAUUUCCGAGAUCUUUAA